AGCCGGGACUGGGAGCCGGAGCCGGGACUGGGGACCAAGGCGCGUCCAGGACUGACCCGGAGAUUCCCCCCUCGUCGCCGCUGUGCGUGUCCCCCCUCCUCGGGCAGCGGGUAUGGAGAGGCGGGAGCGGCUGUGGCCUGUGCUCGGGGUGCUCCACGCCUUCCUGAGCGUGUGUCAGCCUCACCCGGAGCCGUGCCACAUCCUGAGCCGGGUCGGACACACGGUGCGCCUGGGCGCGGUGCUGCCGGAGCCGCGGGCCGCCGAGCUGCAACAGGCGCUGGUGGAAGCCGCCGACUCGGCGCUGGGGCGCCACCUCCUGCCCUACAACCUGAGCCUGGAGAUAGUGACGGGCCAGCCGUGGAGCCCCGACCCCCAGUCGCUGCUGCAGUCCAUCUGCCAGUCCAUCGUGGUCCGGGGAGUGGCCGCUGUGCUCGCCUUCCCGCAGUCCACCGAGCAGCUCGCCCAGUUGGACCUCCUGUCGGCUUUCUUGGAGAUGCCCAUCGUCAGUAUCUUGGAGCGGGGAGAGGGGCUGAGAACGCAGAACCCGUUGCAUCUGCAGAUGAGCAUGGAGAGCUCGAUGACUUCCCUCAUGGAACUGCUCAUCAGUGUCUUGAAGACCAAUGCCUGGUAUGAUGUCAGCGUGAUUUUGUGCCACAGUUGGGAUAUCUCCAGUUUGCUCACCUACCUAAGCAACAACUCCAACUUCCACCUGCGGGCUCUGCUCAACCUCACCGACAUGGAUGAUGCGGGCAUCGUUCAGUUUUUACACGAGAGUUUGAACGAUCUGAAGGACUCGUCCACGUCCGUCUUGAUGUUCAGCAGCGACGCCAAAUGCUUGGACUUUGUCUUCAAGGCGGCGGCCUGGUUGGGUUUGACGAGCCCGGACUUUCACUGGGUCAUCGGCCACCCGCUCAACAUCGAGGACCUGCAGACUGCGGACCUCCCCCUGGGUCUGCUCGCGUACGGCGAGGUGAACAAGCCGGUGCUGGGAAGCUACGUGAGGGAUGCGGUGGAGCUGAUCGCCCGAGCCAUCUCAACGGCAGUGUUUGUCGAACCCGACACGACACUCAUACAGAGCAUGGUGAACUGUUACGACAAGCAGAUUGAAGGGAAGAUGUCUUCAGGUCAAUAUCUUUCCAGGUUUUUGGCAAACGCGUCGUUUGAAGGAGUGACGGGCUACGUCCAGGUGCAGGAGACAUCGCACAUUCACAGCAGCCAUCGCUACCACAUCUGGAACCUACGACAGGACCCGCUAGGAAAACCCACCUGGGUCAGAGUGGGCAAGUGGAACCAAGAGAAGAUAGAGAUCGAGCAGGGGAUUUGGCCCAACAGAAUACAACGUGAGAUGAACGAAGUCGGUGGUUCCUCGAACAUCAAGCUGCGGGUGGUCACCUUGGUGGAGUUGCCCUUUGUCUUCACCAGGGAGGUUGACCAGGACGGCAAUUGUCCAGCCGGCCACUUGUGCCUGGACCCUCACACCAAUGACCCCGCUGCGCUGGCGCAGAUGUUCGAGGAGCUGAACAACGAGAACGGGUCGGUGUCGACCGAGUACAAGAAGUGUUGCUACGGUUACUGCAUGGACCUCCUGGAGCAGCUCUCCGACGACCUGGGCUUCGACUUUGACCUGUACAUCGUGGGCGACGGCAAGUACGGCGCCUGGAAGAACGGCCGGUGGACGGGGCUGGUGGGUGACCUCCUCAGCGGGGCCGCGCACAUGGCCGUCACCUCCUUCAGCAUCAACUCGGCGCGCAGCAGGGUGAUCGACUUCACCAGCCCCUUCUACUCCACCAGCCUGGGGAUCCUGGUGCGCUCCAGGGAUACAGCCGCCCCCAUCGGAGCCUUCAUGUGGCCCCUCCACUGGACCAUGUGGGUCGGCAUCUUUGUGGCUCUCCACAUCACCGCCCUCUUCCUCACCCUUUACGAGUGGAAGAGCCCCUUCGGAAUGACUCCCAACGGCAGGAACAGAAUCAAAGUGUUCUCCUACUCGUCAGCGCUCAACUUGUGUUACGCCAUCCUCUUUGGACGCACGGUUGCCAGCAAGACGCCCAAAUGCUGGACCGGCCGUUUCCUCAUGAACCUCUGGGCCAUAUUCUGCCUCCUGGUCCUGUCCAGCUACACCGCGAACCUGGCCGCUGUCAUGGUGGGAGAGAAAACCUUCGAUAAACUUUCUGGGAUUCACGAUGAUAAGCUUCACCACCCGUCGCAGGGUUUCCACUUUGGGACGGUUCGAGAGAGCAGCGCGGAGGACUACAUGAAGAAGAGCUUCCCCGAGAUGCACGAGUACACGAGAUGGUUCAACGUCCCAACGACACUCGACGGGGUGGCCCACCUGAUGACUGACCCAUCGAAGCUGGAUGCAUUCAUCAUGGACAAGGCACUGCUGGACUAUGAGGUGUCCAUUGAUGCUGAUUGCAAGCUGGUAACAGUGGGCAAGCCGUUUGCAAUUGAAGGUUAUGGAAUCGGGCUGCCACAUAACUUUGGGCUAAAUUCGAACAUUUCUGAAUUGAUCAGCCGCUACAAAUCUGACGGAUUCAUGGACAUGUUGCACGACAAGUGGUACAAGGUCGUUCCGUGCGGAAAACGGACCUUUGAAGUGACAGAGACGUUACAGAUGGGAAUCAAACAUUUCUCAGGGCUCUUUGUGUUGCUCUGCCUGGGCUUUGCUGGAUCGCUACUGGCAAUAGUUGGGGAGCAUAUUGUCUACAGGCUGGUUCUCCCAAGGAUGAGGAAACGGAAACGAUUUAAGUACUGGCUCCACACAAGCCAGAAAAUCCACCGUGUUUUAAAUAUGACCUUUGAAGAGCAGAAAGUGAAGACAGAUAAAAGAUGUAACCUGCAGAAGGUCCAGAAGGUGAUCCCCACCACGACACGGAUAACUGCCCAGACCCGGUGGAACAACCAGAGACGUAUCAUUGUCAAGGACAACACAAAAAGCCAGACCGAGCCGGGGGGCCACUACGCACUGCAAUCAGAGAAAGACUCAUCUGGUGUCAUCUGUGAGAACGGAGGAACUGACUACUGUCCGCAGAAGGGGAAGAAUGCACAUGAUAAUGAAAUAAAAGAACUGGAGCAAAGGAUACAAGCAAUAAAAGAGCAGCUCCGGAUUGCCUUGAAGAAGAGGGAUGAAUUGGCCUCUUCCGUCGAGCUGACUAAAGCCGAUCACCAGACUCCUGCAGACACUGGCACCAAAGCAAACAAUGACAGGAGGUGAUGGCAGCAUUGACUGUAUACAUGAACCUUUGGACUGGGGUAUACAACAAGUGGCUGCUCUCUUCAACCGACCAUUUGGAAUCCAUAAAAGCACAUUUCAAAAACACCUUUGCUGCAUGAGCAUUAAUUGCCAAGUAUUGUUGAUGAUGUGAAAGUAAACGUCAACAAGAGCAGUUUUGUUUCACUCGCACAUGAAGUCAGGUGCUUUCACUAAAACCCAAGAUGGAUGCAGUCCUUUGAAAAAAAUCAACAAUAAAAGACUUUGUAAAUGUAUUUAAAAUGUGCAUAACAUUGUAGAUGAAUUGAAGGAAAUCUAUUUCACCAGCAUCAGACUUAGAUGGGAGAAUGGCGACAGAAAGAUUAUUUUGGAAUUCCAAUAGAGAUAUAUAUAUAUAUAUAUAUAUAUAGAUGAGAAGCAUUGAUUUGCUGCUAGCCUCAGACAAUCGCUGUUGCUAAAUAUAAUGUUUCAGAUAAUCAAUAUAUUUUUCUUUGCUGUUAUAAAGUCAAUGUGUUUGGUUGCAACGGACAUUAAAAAGCAUCACCUUGGUCAUUAAGUGUUGCAACAUUAGCAGGACUGUUUUGUCGAAAAUAAGACCUACCAUACUAUUACCCGCCACAUUAUUUUUUCCGCAGGCUUUCUGAACUGGAAAUUUUUACCUUUUUAGUUGUUACUCUUAUUUUUAGCAGGAAGCAGGCCCUUCGGCCCACCGAUCCCGUGCUGACCAGCAAAAACCCGUACACUACUUCUAACCUACACACUAGGACAAUUUACAGAAGCCAAUUCACCUACAAACCUGUAUUCUCUUUGGAAUGAGGUAGGAAACUGGAGCACCCGGAGAAAACCCACGGUCUCAGGAAGAAUGCAACAAUCUCCGCACAGACAGCACCCGUAGUCAGGAUUGAACCCGGUUCUUUGACGCUCUAAGGCAGCAACUCUACCACCCACCGUCUGAAAUUAUCUUCCUUCGGCAAACUUGCCGUCUCCAGUAAAUUCAACGAUGAUAUCGCUAGUUUCAUCUCAUCUUUUAAAAUGUUUCCUUCUUCUGAGCGUUACAGUUUUUCUUAGAGGAAAGAAAACAGGUGUUUAAAGAUAACACCACACAGAUACUUUCCCGCAAUUAUGAAGAAGUUGGAUCACGUAAUGCUGUAAUUCAAGCAAACAUUCACUACCUGAUUGCUUAAUACAUUCAGGUAAUGAAUGCAAAUUUGAUUACAUUGCAUAGGCAAUCAUCUUCAGUAGAAAUUAUGCCAAUUAUAAAAUUAAACCCUGUAUUUCUUGACAUUAUCAUUGCCACUACGUCCAACACUGACUUUAUUUAGUUUAGUUUACUUUAGAGAUACAGUGCAGAAACAGGCCCUUCGGCCCACCGAGUCCGCACCAACCAGCGAUCCCCACACAUUAACAUUAUCCUACACACUGUCAGGAUCAUUUUACACUUAUACCAAGCUAGUUACCUACAUACCUGUAUGUCUGGAGCAUGGGAGGAAACUGAAGAUCUU
Leucoraja erinaceus (little skate) is the source of this 4710-nucleotide messenger RNA. RefSeq names its product glutamate receptor, ionotropic, N-methyl-D-aspartate 3Bb (gene grin3bb). The record is from RefSeq and is a predicted model, not a curated record. The transcript is spliced from 9 exons. Lineage: Eukaryota; Metazoa; Chordata; Chondrichthyes; Rajiformes; Rajidae. Gene Ontology annotation, biological process: ionotropic glutamate receptor signaling pathway; modulation of chemical synaptic transmission; synaptic transmission, glutamatergic. Gene Ontology annotation, molecular function: NMDA glutamate receptor activity; transmitter-gated monoatomic ion channel activity involved in regulation of postsynaptic membrane potential. Gene Ontology annotation, cellular component: plasma membrane; postsynaptic membrane. The coding region runs from base 113 to 3211 and encodes 1032 amino acids.